Pelobates cultripes (western spadefoot toad) is the source of this 414-nucleotide messenger RNA. The record is from the annotation of a GenBank genome assembly. Lineage: Eukaryota; Metazoa; Chordata; Amphibia; Anura; Pelobatidae.
GGCGCGGUUCAUGGCGCCUGAAUGAAUCUCUACUGCGCGAUCCCCAAAUUACCAGACAAAUAAAAACAGAACUAGAAGCAUAUUUCAACACAAACACUACCGCAGAUAUUUCCGUAGAUACAUUGUGGCGUGCACACAAAGCCGUGCUCAGGGGCUUGUUCAUCAAACAUGCUAGUUACGCCAAGAAGCAAAGACUACACACAUAUAAUACCCUGAUCCAACAAAUAACAAUCCUCACACACACAAACAAGACGAACCCAUCGCCAGAACAUUAUAACAAGUUGAGAACUUUACAAGCACAACUGAAUGAAUUUGAACUAGACAAAACCAACUACAUCCUCCAGAAGUAUAAGCAUAAAUUCUUUGCACAAGGGAAUAAAUCGGGCAAACUUCUUGCGUCCAAGUUAAGGGCCC